UGCACAUCGAUUUCAUGCUGAAGCUACUUUUGCUUUCGGAGCCACUUCGAAUUCAGCUUUACCAGUAGAACUUCGAUAAAAAUUCAGUGUUAUCCAAUCCAAAUCCUAAUUAAUGCCACCAUGCCCUUUAAACGCAUCAUCCGGCGGAGACUACUGUCUCUGCUUCAGCCAUGGCUGCUGGGGGAACCUGAGUUCCAUCUUAAAUUAGGGUUCAUCCAGUCUUUUGCGGUUGCGGAUAAUCUUCGCAUUGAUGUUUCCGUUCUUAACGAGCUCUUGGACGCGCCUGCUCUGUUGUUUUUCAAGGACAUCACAGUUGAACAUCUAAGCGUUCGAUUAUCGAACUGGUCCGCACCAGCCUUCUCAAUCGAAGUUCAUGGAGUCCACGUUGUACUAUCAUUUGAGAAGCCAGAGCAGGAGGGAUGCUUGGGGCGCUUGCGGACAUCAAAGCAUAAUGACUUGGAAAAUGUGAGGAAGAAGCUUUCGGCACUUGAUCCAGAGGGUUGUGCUUUGCAUCACCUCUUGGAGAGAAUCUUGUUUACUGCACCUUCAAGAAAGAAUUUUUCAGCAUCACUUGUGAAUCUUAUUCUCAAACACUGUCAUCUAGAGGCACAUCACAUCCGUGUGGAGGUUCAAUUCCCUAUCUUAAACAAUGUGUUGAUGUGUUUUGCGGAAUUAGAGGAGUUUAAUGCAAGGUCUAAGUUUCUGGAUGGUAAAUGUCUUACCAGAGGUCUUCUUGGUGCAAUUUUUCUUCCAGUGAACGAGAGCUCUUACAUAUUAAAUGGCAUGGGGUUGAAGAUUGGAUUUAAUGAGAAAGAUUGCAUAGACCGUCUUGUAUUUUCAUGUGAUCUGUGUACACACAUCAAAUUGCAUGAUCUUCAGCUGGCCGAUUGCACUAUCUAUUUUCCAGAACUGACUUUUUCAUUCUCUCCAGAUGACAUUUUUAUAUAUCUAGCUCUUGAUAAAGUGCUAUCUUAUAAGCACAAUCAUGCUAGAAGUGCUAGAGAAUUAUGGAGAUUAGCUGCCAGCAGAAUGGGCUAUGCUCCCAGAUUGUCCUUGCAUAGAUUAGUUUGUACUGUUAGUCAAUGGAUACAUUAUGUCAACGCUUAUGAGAAUCUCUUGUUGUUGAUUGGAUAUUCUUCUGGCCUCUUGUUGAAUAGAUCCAUUUCUAAGAUUUCUUGGAACAACUCCAAGUUGAGUUCUGCUAGACACCACUGGAAGGUAAUAUCUGACACUGAGGAAAGGUUGCCCAUUGCAGGCAUAGCCUUGGCAAGGCGAGUAGCUCGUCAUAGAGCCACAUUGAAAGUUCAAUCUGAUGGCGAGAAACAUUUUAUCACAAGUCCUUUCAAUUUCUUUCGCCCUCUUUUCCCGAUAUUGAUGUUUAUAUGGAAAUUGACCUCAAAAAUAAUCAAAUCUUUAGUAAAUCUCUUAUUUUUGAGAGAAGAAGUUGUGAAAGAUCGAUAUGCUGAUGGCACUUUGGAUUGCACCAACAAAUCUCCUUGUCAAAAGCGUUGUUUCAUUCUGGACAUUGGGAAAGUGAUUAUAACGGUUUCCCCAGCCAGUAGAAUUCAACCAUCUGUAUAUGCUGAGCUAAAGUCACAUUAUGGGUUUGAAUACACAGAUUUCCAUUCAAUAAGCUUUUGUAUUGAUGCUUUGUUAUUUGUAUCUGUUGAAGACAUUUUUGAGCAGAGAGUUUAUUUAUCAUGUGGGCUAAUGAGGGUUAUGCCUGCAUCUCUUGGAGCAUCAUCAAAGUCAAGUAAAAUGAAUAUUCUUAUUGAUUCAGAGAAAGAGAAUAGGAAGGAAGGAAUCGAUGAUAUGGAAUCAAUUUUAUGGGUUGAGCCAGCAAAGUUAUUUUUUCUUUCAGAUGCUGAUGAGGUCCAGGAUGAAGGUUCAUGUGCUCUUCGUGUGGAAAGCCUUUUGGGGAAAAUUUGCUCGAGCUGGAAAGGAAUUUGUGAUAGUUUUAUUGAAAACAGAAUGGAGUAUUCUGAAAAUCCAUCUCUUCUCUGUAAGUUUGAAAGAUCAUUCACAUACCCGGGCCUUAAGAAUUCGGAUUUUGGUUUCCCUGAAUGUGGUUUGAUUCUAGGAAAGUUAAAUCUAGUUUUGACUCAUUAUUCAGUAUCGUCAGUGUCUCUACUUCUUGGUCAGAUGCAGCAUUUUAUUUGGAAGGAGGACAAGGGGAAAACAUCACUUGUUUCGAAUUCUAUGGCUAAACCAGAAGUUUGUUGGGUUAACAAAUUUGAGUAUUAUGCCAAAGCAUGGGUUAUGGCCCUGUUUGAAGUGCUUCCGGAGAAAAACAUUCAGCUUGGAGUAUUUGUUGAUGGUCCUUCUGUGAGAUUUUUACACAAGAAGGCUGAUGUUAGUCAUAAUUCUUUUGACUUGAUUUUUGAUUUCCAUGAGAUAGAAGUGGCUAUUGGUUCACCUUCCCUGUGUGGGGUGGCGCCAUUGGUAGAUUUGCUGGGAUUUGAUGAUGUGAAAGAAGAGUGUCUUAGGUUGGAACCUCAGGCAAUCGAUAUCCCUAAACCAAAUUAUGAUAAAUAUGCAUCGUGGGAAAAGAUUUCAUUUGGUUGUUAUCUUCGUCUAAAUGGUUUAAAUGCUUAUUUGAGGAAACCAGCUGAGAGCCAUCAAUUUCAACUUUUUGCAAUGAAGCCAAUUACAUUACAGAUUUCAUCCAUUAGGGAGUACAUGCACUCUUUAAGCACAACAACAGUUGCUUUUUCAGCUGCUUUCACCAUGAUGGCUGGAGGAUUAACUGUUCUGUCAUUUUUGGAUGAGUUGUAUAUGAUCUAUCAGGCAGUUUCCAGUUUGUAUGUUGUGGUGUCCUGUCUUUUUAGCAGUCUUGAAGCAGUUGAUACUGUACAUACCAAAAUCAUGAAAGAAGAAGCAUUAUUUGCAGAACCUGAGAGGCAAGAGGGACCUAUUGGAGGAACCCUGUUCACAAAUUAUAGUUGCCUGUUUUUAAUUAACGGGAACUGCAGAUUUAAGUCAGUGGAUGUAAUUCUUCAUAAUUCCAGGACAAAAGACAAUGUGGAUAGUUGGAUGAGAACUUUUAGCUUGGUAACUGGCAACAUUUUAGCUGAGAAAAAGUUGGCUGAUUAUGGAAUUUUGGUUUCUAUUCAGAAUACCUCUGUUACAAUAUCUUGUGAAGAAGGAAAGGCAGAUAUUGUCUCUGAUUCAUCAGGAAUUAUGCUUCUUGUCUUUGAAUACGGGAACUCUAUUGGAAACAAUGAUGAUCACGUUCUCCUUGAAAAGUUGGUUUUGCAAUCUGUUAAUUGCUUACAUGAAAUAUCUCUUUCUGACUGCAAAUUUACUUUAUACUUGAGUGCCCCUCAGAAUGCUUCUUUAGACAACGAGAGCAAAAAACCUGGUGGUAAUAUAUCUUUGGGACGGGAUAUUGAUCAAGCAAUCUGCUCUGAGAGAUCCAAUAAUCAAUCUCUCCACUUUGUCAAGGAAAGGGGGUCUGCUACAAAUAUUCGAACUCCAGCUUCAGGAAGUUGCUGGUUACUUAUAAGUGUUGCAGUAGGUAAUGUUUUCAUAGGAAGGUGUCAAAUGAAGAAUGAUCUUGUUCCAGCACAUCAAAUGAAUAAGUUUCUGUCUUUGGUUUCUAUUGGUGGAGAAUUUGAGUUGAUAUCCAUGAAAAUUCAGGGUGGAAUGAUUCUUGAAACGGCAUCUUUAGCAGUGGUCAAUGGUUGCUAUUCUUCAUAUCUUCAUAGUAUUUUAAGUCUUGCCUCUGCUUCUCGACAACAUAAUAGAUGCACAAUGACAGAGCAUAGUGAAGCACGCUAUAAUCUUCCUGCGGAGGAUGCUCAAGGGACUCCUUGCCCGUCUUAUCAAGCUGAAAGUGGAUUACCAAAUACAUUUGCUUUAUCUUUGUCUCACUUUGCUCUUGUCUUUGUGCAUGAAAAUGAAUCUGGUGAAAUCCGAGAGAUUUUAGUUGAGGCUGACAUCCAUCUCAAACUCGAAUCAGCAACUACUAGGAGGAAAUUGAAAUUUGACCUUUCUCAUUUGUCAAUACUCUCUCAAGUUCUUCAUACAAGUGAGGAUGAUGAAAUAGAAAUCCCUCAUUUUGCUUCAGUGACACCAAAAGUAUUGUCAUCUCACCAUGCAUCUGGAGAUUUUCUUGCAGGAUCUCAGAAUUUAGAUGAACUUAACUCUGUUAGUGUUGCAAGCAGCUCAAGAGACUCUGUUCCCUUGAAAUCUGAGUUCCUUCAUUCUAUUCAUCAGAAGCCUAUUUUGAAAGAUUGA
Neltuma alba is the source of this 4239-nucleotide messenger RNA. RefSeq lists its product as uncharacterized. The record is from RefSeq and is a predicted model, not a curated record. The transcript is spliced from 7 exons. NCBI's taxonomy places the organism in Eukaryota, Viridiplantae, Streptophyta, Magnoliopsida, Fabales, Fabaceae. Bases 121 to 4239 code for a protein of 1372 amino acids.